Penaeus vannamei (Pacific white shrimp) is the source of this 3098-nucleotide messenger RNA. RefSeq names its product UTP--glucose-1-phosphate uridylyltransferase. Gene Ontology annotation, cellular component: cytoplasm. Gene Ontology annotation, biological process: glycogen metabolic process; UDP-alpha-D-glucose metabolic process. The record is from RefSeq and is a predicted model, not a curated record. Gene Ontology annotation, molecular function: UTP:glucose-1-phosphate uridylyltransferase activity. Lineage: Eukaryota; Metazoa; Arthropoda; Malacostraca; Decapoda; Penaeidae.
ACUUUUUACACAUGAAAGGAUAUGACGGCGAAAGGCUUUUGGCAACAUUGUGUAUCAGCUCAGCUGGUCGUGGACCGAAGACCCGAUCCUUCGCGAUCGCCGUGGAAUCUUACUCCAAGGCCGAAGCUCUCUCUGUAAGGUUCCUUCACGAUGUCCACCCACGCCCAACGUCGACAGGUGUUUGGUCACCAGAGGUCUCCCUCCAUGGAGUUCAAGGAGCUGACAAAGAAGGAUGCACAAGUGCAGCUAGCACAUGAAUUGCAGAAGUUGACAAACACUUGCCAGGCUCACCUCAAGGAGACCACACAGAAGGAUUUUGAGGGCUUUGAAAAGCUCUUUAGCCGUUUUAUCAAUGAGGUUGGACCAUCAGUUGAAUGGGAUAACAUCCAGAAACUACAUGAUGGAGCUGUACGGAAAUAUUCUGAGCUAUGUGGACCAGAUUCAUCCCAUGCUCGAGACAUGCUCAACAAGUUAGUUGUGGUGAAGUUGAAUGGUGGCCUGGGUACAUCUAUGGGAUGUCAGGGUCCAAAAUCCAUCAUCCCUGUGCGCUCAGAAUUAACUUUCCUUGAUCUUACUGUACAACAAAUUGAACACCUGAAUAAGCAGUAUGGCUGUGACGUGCCUCUUGUACUGAUGAACUCCUUCAACACUGAUGAAGACACACAGAAAGUCAUCCGCAAAUAUCAGGGAUUUCAGGUAAAAACAUACACGUUCAACCAAUCUCGGUACCCACGUAUCAAUAAGGAAUCUUUGAUGCCAAUUGCCAAGACUUGCAGCAUUGAAUCUGAUUUGGAAGCAUGGUAUCCUCCUGGUCACGGUGACUUCUAUCAAUCAUUUAAGAACUCUGGACUUUUGCAAGAGUUCAUCAACCAGGGCAAAGAAUAUGUCUUUAUCAGCAACAUUGACAACUUGGGAGCAACAGUUGAUCUCAACAUUCUCAACUUCCUUCUUGGUGGUGACAAUAGUGGACACUGUGAGUUUUUGAUGGAGGUUACAGACAAGACAAGGGCUGAUGUUAAGGGUGGUACCUUGAUCCAAAUAAUAAGAUUGAGAUUGCCACCAAAGGAGCAUGUUGACGAUUUCAAGUCUGUCAAGACUUUCAAGAUCUUCAACACCAAUAAUUUGUGGAUUAAAAUUGACGCAAUUGACCAAAUUCUAAGCGAAGGCACAAUGGACAUGGAAGUAAUUAUAAAUAACAAGACACUUGAUAAUGGUUUCAACAUCAUUCAGUUGGAACAGGCUGUUGGUGCUGCCAUAAAAUGCUUCAAUGGAUCAAUUGGUAUCAAUGUACCUCGCUCAAGGUUCUUGCCAGUGAAAAAGACAGAUGACCUGCUGCUAGUUAUGAGCAAUCUUUACAAUCUGCAGUAUGGAACUUUAGCCAUGUCACCCCUACGUAUGUUUGAUACUACACCACUGGUCAAACUUGGCCCCAACCACUUUGGCAAAGUUAAGGAGUUCCUUAAAAGGUUUGCUUCAAUUCCUGAUAUGUUAGAACUGGAUCACUUAACUGUAUCAGGCGAUGUGACAUUUGGCAAAGGAGUUGUUCUUAAGGGCACAGUGAUCAUCAUAGCCAACCACGGAGAUCGUAUUGACAUCCCUCCAGGUGCCAUCUUGGAAAAUAAAAUUGUCUCUGGAAACUUGCGAAUUUUGGACCAUUAGACAAGCCCAGAAUUGCGAACCUAUUCUUUCCAAUUUUUUUCCUUCCAUUUUCAUGUUAUGUAUUGUAAAUAAUGUUCUUGUUAAAAUGCAAUGAGAGUUGAUUUAUGAUAUGAUGAUAACAUGAAUCUUUUAUGAAACAUCACUGCUGUUUGGUUUGUAAAAGCUUUUAUCACAUUGGUUGUUUUUUGCAACCACUCUUCACACACACACACACACACACACACACACACACACACACACACACACACACACACACACACACACACACACACACACACACACACACACACACACACACACACACACACACACACAGGCACAUAUUGACACAUAUGCACAUUGUGUAUAUGAUUUUCCCAUUAUUAUAUUUAGUUUCUGUGAUGUGGUCUAGUAGCAGUGAGUGCCAAAAUUCAGUGCAAUAACCUCAUGAAUCAAAAAGGGCAUUGAUCAUAAAAUGUGAAUACUAUCAUGCAUUUAAAAAAAAACUGUAGUUGUAUCUGACAACAAUGAUGUAUUACACAUUGCACAAUGGUUAAUAAAGAUGCAUUUCGUGUCUGAAUGGCUGAUGUGGCAUUACCCUAUUUCUCAUAUAGAAGAGAAUAUAAAUUAUCAAGUUCAAAUUCUGUGAAAUUAAAAAAUAACAAUAUGAUCAACUGGCAGAAACCCCCCCCAUUGAACUGGCUUUGUGCAGGUUGUCUUGUAUUUCCAAAGGGAUUAAAGCUACAAAGAACAUCUAUUAGUGAUGUUCUUGCAGUGUUAUUUGAAUGGUGUAAUAUUUUUUAUAGCUGAUUUUUAUUGAAAUGAAUUAAUUUUGGCAAGUCUAUUUUGUAAUUUUAUAGGACCUUAAGAAAUUAUAAUCUCACUCUGUUGUCAUUACAGAUUAGAAGGUCAUUAAUUAGAAAAGACUGGAAAAGGUAAAAUAUUUUUUUUACAAUAUUUAAAAUUAUAGAAUGAUUUAUUAAAUAGACUUAGUGUGCUGUCUGUUGUAUGAAUUUGAAAAAUGGGGAUUCGCCCAAUAUUCAAGUAUUGAGUGUUAAUGCUUAUGUCAACUUUGCUCAAUAGAGAUAUAGCUGCAUCCACAUGAUGGGGUUGCAUGGCUACGGCAGGAAGAGCAAGUUAAAAUUGGUCAUCAGGUUGCCGCAACUUUGUGAGCAACCAGUGAAAUGCUUGUUGUUAAAUAAAAGGCCCAGGAAAUGGUCUAGAGUUUCCAACCACAAUGAUCUAAGCUGCUGAUGCUGUAGAUAAUCUGCAAUAACUAUUCAAAUACUGGCUACUGGCUACUGCAAGGCAUUUCAGACUAAUUAUCGACUCAGUCUUGGUGUGAACAAUUGUUAACGGGUAAUCAUUGGGCAUGCCAAUCAUGUGGAUGUGUCUUUAUGAUGCAUAAAAGUGAUUAUGAAAAAAAUAUAAAUAUAAAUAAAAUUGCCUUACUGGUUGUU